UGCAAGUCUGCAAUUAUCUCACGAAGUUAAUUAAAAGUAAAAUUUUAUAAAAACAACUAAAGGUGCCCCAGCCUUGGAAUCCUUGAGGUCCUCGUGCUGGUGGUGGCAGCAGCUGUGGGCUGUUGGCAUCGGGCGGGAGCCAGCGGGGGGCGGGAGCACGCAGUUGUGGCGGGCGGGGGGUUGUUACCAAUUAACCGGCUCCACUGGUUUUCCUCUAAAUCAUGAAAAAUCACACCUGCAGGGGAGCCGGCUUGCGGCUUCCCAUCCCCAGUGGAGGCCCCGGGCUGCGGCCAGGAGCAGGUGGUGGGCAUGGCGGGCACGCUGGAGCCGGACCCACCUGUGGAAGCUGGUGGGGACGAGCGGCCCAAGUGGGACAACAAGCUCCAGUGCCGCCUGAGCUGCGUCGGGUUUGCCGUGGGCCUGGGCAACCUCUGGAGGUCCCCGUACCUGUGCCAGACCUACGGGGGAGACACCUUCCUCAUCCCCUACCUCAUCGCGGCCUUCGAGGGCAGCCGCUUCCACAUCGAGCUCACCAUUGGCCAGCGCCUGCGCAGGGGCAGCCUCGUGUGGAUGGCCAUCUCGCCCUACCUGGGCACGGCCGGCAUGCGCUGCGACGUGGUCCUGGCCAGCAUGCACUGCGACACGGUCCUGGCAUGGGUGCUGUGGUACCUCCCCAGCUCCUCCCACCCGCUGCCCUGCAGUGCCUGCCCGCUGGACCUCAACCACACGGGCACUGCUCUCGGGGGGGAAUGCCGGGACAGCAGCGCUGUGAGCCUCUUCCGGUACCGGCAGACACUAAACGUCACGGCCGACACCAACGACAGUGGCUCUGUCCAGUGCUGGCUGCGGGUCUGCUUGACGGCCUCCUGGGCCAUGGUGUACCUGUGUGUCAUCAGAGGCACUGAGACCACUGGGAAGGCAAUUUUCGUGGCCUCGUUCCCGCACCUGCUCCUCUCGGUUUUCCUCAUCAGAGGACUCACCCUGCCUGGGGCGACCGAAGGAUGGACCUACCUAUUCGCGCCCGACAUGCAGGUCCUGCAGAGCCCCCGGGUGUGGCUGGAUGCAGCCACCCAGAUACUCUUUUCUCUGUCCCUGGCCUUCGGAGGACACAUCACUUUUGCAAGUUACAACCCGCCCAGGAACAACUGUAAGAGGGACGCGGUGACCAUCGCCCUGGUCAACGGCAUGACCUCCCUCUGUGUGCCCAUUACUGUCUUCUCUGUCCUGGGGUUCAAGGCGGCCAGCGACCACGGGCGCUGACUGGACGGGGGAGCACGAAACAUCCGCUGCCUCGUCAACGCCUUCGAUCUCCCCGACCAGAGCAUCUCCAGGGAGGACUACGCGGCUGCCCUCGCGCACCUUGACUCCACCUGGCCCGAGCGGGUGGGGCUCCCCCUGGAGGCCUGCUGCCUGGAGGACUUCCUGGAUAAGAGCGCCCCGGGCACAGGCCUGGCCUCCGUCGUCGUCACGCAGGUGCGCCCCCACGUGCCGGGGGCCCCCGUUUGGGCCAUGCUCUUCUCAGUGAUGCUGUUCAGCCUGGGCCUGACGUCCACGCUCAGGAACACGGAAAGCGUCGUCACACCACUCCUGGACUUGAAGGCCACGCCCAGAUGGGUCCCCAAGGAGGCCCUCCCUGCAGGGCUUGUCCUCACUGCCCUGCUGCCUCUACCCUCUGGCUGGCCCGCCUGCUUCACGCUGCGGGCGGGAAACUACUGGCUCGAGACCUUUGACCGCUACGUCACUUCCCUGGACCUGAACCUCUUCACGUUCUCCGAGGUGGCUGGUGUCAUUUAUGUUUAUGGGAUGAAACGGUUCUGUGACGACAUAGCGUGGAUGACCGUGCGCGGUCCGGUCUACUGGCAGGCGACCUGGAAGGCUGUCAGCCCCCUGCUGCUGCCGACCACCUUUGUGGCCUACAUUGCCCUCCUGGCCAGCUCACCCCGGGGCGAGGCCUGGAACCCCCAACACGGCCACGUGGGCUGCUUGUGCUCUGAGACCCCAGAUCCCCAGAUCCCCGAUGUCCCCGGGGGCAACGGUGCCGAUUCCAGUGACCUUGGGCAAGGGCCUCCGUCGGUGGCGGGAGGACAGGAGCAGUUUCCAGACUCCGGUGACUUCGCAGCCCCUGUGGCCGAGCGUCCGCCUCGCUGCGUCCGGGAGUGGAGGUGGGGGGGACCUGCCCCCUGUCGAUGCCCACCUCGGGGCCUCGUGUCCUGCAGCACAGCUCCCUUCAGGCAGGAGCAGGCCUGCCCGGGCUGGGUGCGGGCCACCUGCGCGCUCCUGUCCUCCCUGCCUGCACUGUGGGUCCCGCUGGCCCCGCUGCUCACCCGGCACAGACAGAAGCGGCAGGACAGGCGUCCUAAGCUGCACGGCGGUGGGGGGGCGGCCGAGGGCGGGGCCGGGUGGCAGGGAGGGCCCUGCCUGUGCCGGAGCCCGACCACGCCAGCACACACUCGCCUGACCCGAGGCCCGCGGUCGCGGCUCCCGACGCUGUCGCGCCCUCCAGACCAGCUCGCGGCACAGCCCAGCGCCGACACUGCAGUCCACGCGCUUCCCCAGAUGGGGGACAGCCCGCCGUCUGCCUCCUGGGCCCUGCGGCGGGCCAGGCACUGUACCCGGCGACUCCACGGGCAAACAACUGGGGUGCCGACAGCCAGGCCAGCGGUAGGGGGGCAUCUGGGAAGGCCCAGCCACACCCCACAGCCGAGGGGUCUCGUGCCACGCGAGCUUGGGAACCUGCAGGCAGGGCCGAUCUCCAAGGAAAAGCAGACUGCGUUCUCUGCCAUGAGGCCCCGCCCCAUAGAAGUCCCUUUCUUUACCUAGAGCUCUGGAGUCACGGGGAGGGUCUGGUGUGCUGCACGUGACGGGGAAUCUCGGGGGUGUGGGUCCGUCUCGACCGAUGUUCGGGCCACCCAAUGCAGAGACUCGUCACAGAAGCACGGCCCAUCCCGCUCUCAAAGGCCAGGGAGCUGCGGCGGGAAAGCCAGCAGCGAGGCCGCCUCUUCCCAGGCUUGGCUCAGAAGCCCUGCCUUUAUUCUUACAGACUUUCUCAGUCGAAUGUGUCAGGAAUGAUCAAAAAGGCCGAUUAUCACGCAGGUUUCGACUGCCUCCAGGGGAAGGCCGUCCUCACUCAUGCCCGGUCCUUCCUUCAGACAAGACCUGCCCAUUCUCAAGCCCACUCACCUCCACCCGCCCUCCUCCGACAGCCAGAGGUCAGCUCUACGGCGCUGGGCACUGGAUACACGGGCUUGCUUCCAGCCCCCAGCCCCGCGGCCUCACUCAAGGAGACCGUGUGUGUCCUUGUAUCCUGCUGGGAACACGUCCCGCUAAGCUCCAGUCCCAGGCGGGGCCAACGCUGUCCGUGGUCCUGAACCACCCCCAGCUGACAAGUGCCACGGUGUGGCCAGGCAUGCGUGAAGGGGCCCUCCUCGCCCUCGGCAGCCCAGACCCCAGCAAACAGAAGCACGUGCACUACAGCCCACCUAAGAGGAGCUGAGUAUUAACGCGGGGUUAACCCAAGAGUGCCCCCAGAGUGAGUCCUAAGCCGCACGGGGAGCCCGGGGCCCGCACGUUGCCCACUCCGUGCCACACUCCGUGGCUCGUGGCCCCUUCCUCCAUCAAAAAGCCAACACAGCCGUAAGUCUUCUCAGCCUCCCUCCUCCACGUUCAGGGACCCUGGGCUUCCAGUGGGUCCGCCCAGGGGAUCCGGGAUCACGUCCCGGCUUCAGGUUAGCUGAUUAGUUACAAACUCCACCUGCACCUGUAAUGCCCCUUUGCCACGUCCAGUGACGUGGAUUCUGGGGUUAGUGUGGCGUCUUUGGGGGUCAUUAUUCGCCCGCCAGCGCCUGGGGGACUCUGAGCUGCCAGGUCUGGGAAGCCCUCUGCUCUACAGCAAGCUUCACGGGUGAGCAUCCCAUGGCUGGGCCAGCACACACCAGGGCUAUGGCGGUGAGGGGAGCAGAGCCGUGGGGCUGAGGGCCCCCGGGCAUCGUCUGUGCCCUGCUUUCACUCCUGCCCCUCGUGCCUUUCACACCUUGGCUUCUCUGGCUGUGCACACAUCUGGGGGCACGGGAGUCAGAGGCUCCUUCACCUGCAGUUCAGACCUAGGGAAGCCCAAGAAACUAGACGGUUUUUCUUUGCUUCUCAGAAUGUUAUUAUUUUCACGUUUCACCCUGAGGAGACUCGGUAGUCUGCGUGGUGAUUUAAAACAAUAGAUAAAUCAGAGUGAGGUCUUACUCAGUUGCGCCUGACCAGAGCACACGCCCUUCCCAAGGGUUUUACGCUUUAGUAAAAUACAAGUGACUUUGAGUAAAACUGGGACAAAAUGCAUGUAGUAGACAAGGUUCUAGAGGCAUGCAGAAGGCAGAAAACUGAGCCAUGACUGACCUGUUUCUGGAAAUGCCAGAAACAGGUCCAGGGGUGCUGGGAGCCUGUGGUGGCCGGUGGCGGGUCAGUGGGGUGCAGCUGUGGGGUCCAGGUCACCUCCCCCUGCAUGGGGAACUCUCUGCUUUGGGCAGCAGGUCAGUCCUUCCCAGCAGGGGCACCGCCAGGCCGGCAGCAGGUGGGUGGGGUCAGUCCCGCACUGAUUAUUUAUGAUGCGCUUGUGGACUUGGGUCCAUCAUAAACGCUCAGUCACUCGGACGCUGCAGCAGUGGCAGUGAACGGGCAACAGCCAUAAACCCCGGCAGGCGGCCUGCACUCACGCUCAGCUGAUCUGGGCUGUGUUAGCACCGAGCCCGUCCAAGGUACGCUUGACGGCACCUGCCACAUCACGUGGACCCAUCAGGGCCAUCCUGGAAGGAAGCCUCGGGAAUUGCUCAAGGUCAUCAAAAUGCCGCUUUCCAGCCUCCGUGUCGUCCCCGGGCACAGGGCAGAGAGCCGGCCCCCAGGUCACCCCCUGAGCUGCCCCUCCUGCUGUGAGCCCUGCGGGGCUCUGAAGGGCGCAGCCUCAGUGCAGACAGAGCAGGGCAGGCCUGGGCGCUGGCUUCUCCAGGUGGAGGCGCCUCACGGGGACCUGAGGCCGGCUGGACGCGGAGGCGGGGACGCUGACGGGCUGCUGCGAGGGGGCCCGCUCUCACACAAGCCCCCCGGCACCUCAGAUCCUCCUGGUGUCGGCUGAGCCGUGUCCCUGCAGCCUCGCCCUUACCCACCUCCUGAGCCCUGACCCUGACGCUGGACCCAGCCAGCCUGUGUCAGCUCCACCCCGGGGGGGUCACGGCAUGGAAGACAGCCCCCAGACCAGCCUCCAACUUCCCUGCCCCCCAGCAGCACCAAUACCACCUGGAAAUAAUUUGAUUCACAUUCCCAG
This is a messenger RNA of Aethalodelphis obliquidens (Pacific white-sided dolphin), 5305 nucleotides long. Its product is annotated as sodium-dependent neutral amino acid transporter B(0)AT3-like. The record is from RefSeq and is a predicted model, not a curated record. NCBI's taxonomy places the organism in Eukaryota, Metazoa, Chordata, Mammalia, Artiodactyla, Delphinidae. Gene Ontology annotation, biological process: nitrogen compound transport; sodium ion transmembrane transport; amino acid transport. Gene Ontology annotation, cellular component: plasma membrane.